GAUUAAAUGAUACCGGUUCAUUCGUCUAAAGUCUUCUCGCGUGUAAUCUUUAUGGUCAUGUGAUUCAUGUAGACUGCUACUGAUCCGAUCAGUUCAGAAUUUUCAGGAGAGAUUAGCUGCACAACGGGAAAUUUAGUGAAAUCAUUUCAUCAUGCUAAAAGUGGCAGACAAUGAGAAAGAGAGCAAGUAUGGCUACGUCUUUGCUGUGUCAGGACCUGUUGUUACAGCAGAGCGUAUGUCCGGAGCAGCUAUGUACGAGCUGGUGCGUGUGGGUCACAGUGAGCUGGUAGGAGAGAUCAUCAGACUGGAAGGAGAUAUGGCCACCAUUCAGGUCUACGAAGAGACAUCUGGUGUGAGUGUUGGUGACCCUGUCCUGAGGACGGGCACUCCGCUGUCCGUUGAACUCGGACCGGGGAUCCUGGACAACAUCUUUGACGGGAUCCAACGUCCUCUCCAAGACAUCAACGACCUUACCCAGAGUAUCUACAUUCCACGUGGUGUCAACGUCAAAGCGCUCAGUCGCACCAAGAAGUGGGAUUUCAAACCUUAUCCAGGAAUCAGGGUUGGCAGUCACAUCACGGGUGGUGAUUACUACGGGACGUGUCCUGAGAAUACCCUGAUUGAGCAUCGCCUCAUGCUACCCCCAAAGGCCAGGGGUACAGUUACAUGGAUUGCAGAGCCAGGUUUAUAUACUAUCACGGACGUUGUCUUGGAAACAGAGUUUGACGGCCAAAAGACCAAACACACCAUGCUCCAGGUAUGGCCAGUACGUACCAUCAGACCGGUCUCAGAGAAGCUCCCAGCCAACUACCCCCUCCUCACUGGACAGAGGGUUCUGGAUGCUCUCUUCCCAUGUGUACAAGGGGGAACGACGGCUAUCCCUGGAGCCUUUGGGUGCGGCAAGACCGUCAUCUCUCAAUCGCUGUCCAAGUAUUCGAACAGUGACGUCAUCGUCUACGUAGGAUGUGGUGAACGUGGCAACGAGAUGUCUGAAGUGUUGAGAGAUUUCCCAGAGCUGACAGUAGAAAUCGGCGGGAAAACAGAGUCUAUUAUGAAGAGAACUACCUUGGUGGCUAACACAUCCAACAUGCCGGUAGCUGCUAGGGAAGCGUCCAUCUACACAGGUGUGACAUUGUCGGAGUAUUUCCGUGAUCAGGGCUACAACGUCUCCAUGAUGGCCGACUCAACAUCCAGGUGGGCCGAAGCUCUUCGUGAGAUCUCCGGUCGUCUGGCUGAAAUGCCUGCUGACAGCGGUUACCCAGCCUAUCUAGGAGCCCGUCUAGCUUCUUUCUAUGAGAGAGCCGGUCGAGUCAAAUGUCUAGGAAACCCAAGCAGAGAGGGCAGUGUCAGCAUCGUAGGGGCUGUGUCGCCCCCUGGUGGUGACUUCUCUGACCCGGUGACCUCCGCAACCCUUGGUAUCGUUCAGGUGUUCUGGGGAUUGGAUAAGAAGCUCGCUCAGCGCAAGCACUUCCCCUCCAUCAACUGGCUCAUCAGCUACUCCAAGUACAUGAGGGCGUUAGACGACUUCUAUGAUAAGAACUAUGCAGAGUUUGUGCCACUCAGGACCAAGGUAAGGGAGAUCUUGCAGGAAGAGGAAGAGUUGUCUGAAAUUGUGCAGCUGGUAGGAAAGGGCUCCCUCGCUGAGUCCGAUAAGAUCACCCUAGAGAUUGCUAAACUACUCAAGGAUGACUUCCUCCAGCAGAACGGAUACUCGUCGUAUGAUAGAUAUUGUCCAUUCUACAAGACGGUUGGCAUGUUGAGCAACAUUGUAUCGUUCUACGACAUGGCCAGACAUGCUGUAGAGAGCACCUCUCAGAGCGAGAACAAGAUCACAUAUGCUCUUAUCAGAGAGAGCAUGGGAGACAUCAUGUACAAACUAUCCUCUAUGAAAUUCAAGGAUCCUGUGAAAGACGGUGAAGCCAAAAUCAAGCAAGACUUUGCCGACUUAUUAGAUGAGAUGCAGCAAGGCUUCAGGAACCUAGAAGACUAGCCAACAUAGCAAAUAUAUAGUCAUAGAUAUAAACCAAUCAUAUAACAAUCAUUGUCUAGUCCCAUGCAUAGCAUUUGAUGUCGGUGGUGGAAUGUCUCUAGUACACACAUAACCAUGUCCUUUUGUCUUUUUAUCUGUCAUAUAUUUUUGAUGAACCUUUGUUUCAUAUUGUGCAAUUUCAGAGAAACAGAAACAGAAUGGAUUAUGAUUUAACAGUAUUUUGUAGCCACAUGUUGUGUUUAUUCUAGAGUUAAUAUCAUGCGAGGCAGCAUUGUGCCAUCUCUUUCAGAACAGCCAAAGAUAUGUCAAUUUAAAUUUCAUGUUUUAUAUCAUCUACAUUCUAAAUGACUGCUUAUCUCUGUUUCACAUGUUAACUACUGAUUGUGUAGUUCCGCAAUGCUUGAUGUAAUGGUCUAGCUCCUGCGUGCAAUUGCUCAAUUGAAAAUUAUAAUAUUUUGCAUGAAAAAAAAGUUAAAGGGAAUAUCAAUACAAAUAUUUCUGCUUCAGACUUAACCUUUUUGCUUGAUUUCUCUGUAAACAUACCAACACAUUUCUCUCUUUCUACUGAAAUUUAUCAUGCAAACAUAUUCUUUAAGACCCUGUAGUACAUAUUUCUAUAGUUAACAUCAUAUUAUGUGAUAGAUUAUUUCUGUACUUGUGUUUUUCAAUUUUAAGUUGUGUUCAGACAUUCCAUAAUAAUGUUGAAUAAUUGAAAUCAGUACUGUAUAUUGUGAACCACAUUAUUGGCAAAGUGUGACUAUUGGUCAGUAUAAUAUGAGCAUGCCCCAUGUACCUCUAGUAUGAGGUACAGUGUAUGUAGCAUAGAGGUUAAAUGAGAGGUCGUUAAAGGGAAACCCAAUUCGUGAUAGCAAACUAUUGUAGAGGGAAGGAGACAUUUCAGAGAAGAUUACUGGUGAAAGUUAACCGGACAAAAAUUAGAAAGUUAUACCUUUUUAAAAGUUGCAAUCGCUAUAGGUAGGGGCACUUCAAAUUGGCCGGAGCUGGUUUGUCACUGUGAUGUAGUCAUAUUGUAGUGGCGUCUAUGAAAACCAACUCAAUAUCAGGGUGGACUUCACCUUUAACGGUCUAUACAUAAUGUCCUUUUUCCUUUCCUGACAAUGCUCAUAAAAUGCUGUACCUAUGUCCUGCCAGUCAUUUCGAUUUCCCUUUUGAAUUUAAUGCCAUGUUCUGUUAUACCGGUAGGUGGUUGGUCAGAGAGUUAUAAAAACAAGAUAAAUGCUGUUAAUAUUUUCUAGAAUGUAUUUGAAUGAUGUUUGGACAUCCCUUCCGAUAGGCUUCUCCAUCUUUAAUUGUUUCAUUUUAUUCUGCCAGUUUUACAUCUAGUGUAUAAGUACGUAUGUUUAUAAAAUGAAUAUGCAAUUAUUGGACUAUGUCAAGUUUUAAGUUGAAAAUGUCGUCACUCUAAAAAUGUUAUUAGUUAAUACUAGACAUGACAAAAGAGUCAUAAUUGUCACCCUUGGAAGUAGUAAUUUGGUGCUCAAAUGUUGAACAAUGUAGUGAUUUUUGUAAUAGGAGUUUCAAAUUUAUUAUAUUAGAAACAAAGGGCGAGUUAUGUUUGUGAAAUGGUAAGGGCGGAAAAUAUUUAGCAAUACUCAAUGUUAAUGGUUUUGUGCUGUAUAUUAGGUUAAGUGGAUAAUGUGUAUCCUCCUUUUUUUCUUCUUUUUUUCUAUAAUUUUCUUUGAUUUUUUAACUCUUUAACCCUCUCUGUGCCAUCAGAGAAAAUGCUGCCCAAUACUUGAAACGCUUCACUCGCAUUUGGACAACGUUACCUUUGAUUCUAUAUGAAUUCUUUCGUUUUAAGAAGAUAUUGUAUUUCCAAUUUAACCUUGAAACGUAGGAAUACAUGAAAUACAUUGGACUCAUGGAAGUUCAUUUGUAAUAUUUUUUUAAAGCUAAAAGUUACUCCCAAUGGUUUCGAUCCUACCUAAUUUAAUUAGUUAGUAUCUUUCUAUAGCAGGCCAUAACAUGCUAGUACAGUGUAUAAUAAAGUGAAUGCGGGAUGGUGAUAAACAUGUGUAGUAAAUACAUGGUAUCCUGUGUAACGUGUGCAGGGUAUAUCCAUACUGUGGUGACACUAUAUACUUCUACUGGCUAAUAUAUGCACACUGACUGCACACGUAACGUUAACCUAUUGUUCAGGCUUUGUUAUGUAAUAACACAGUGUGUCUUCAUUACACAGCACUUGAGUGAGGGCGGCAAUUAAACUGAAUUUUAAUCACGUACCAAAAUACUGUAAUUGAGAGAUUAAACCAAGUGAAAGCUACUAAGACUCAGGGCGAAUAAUCUUUGAGAAUUGGCUAUGUGAAGACAGCAUAACCACAUGCAAGUUGUGAGGAGUCUUUGAAAUCAAUUGAUCUGGGUAAAUUGAAUCACGUCUUGCUGCCCUCGUUGCGUUGGCUCUUGCACCUUGUAUCGUAGCUUGUGAUCAAAUUGUACAGCAAAAUAUCAUCUCAAUUUCCUUAUUUGCAAUAUUUUUACAAUACUACAUUCAAGUAAUAUGCCAAACUGCACCCUGCAUAACGACUUCGAGGGCCAAUCUGAACUAGUUUUGAUACAAGAAGCAUUUUGUCAUUUAUAGCAUUGUUUACCUGAUGAAGAAUGGUGUUUAUCACCUGGAAUCCUUAAUAGGAGACUAAUCUGCAAUAGGACUUGUGGUUUAUCAUCUGUUUUUAAUAGAGAUACGUUUGUGCUAUCAGGCAAAAAUAAUUGGGGUGGAAAGUCCUGAAUUAUAAAAAAACAAAAGGAUGAAAUUUUGUUUAUCUGUAGGGCCUAUACGUGAAUACGUCAAUGGGCUUAACCAUAUUAUCAUCUCCCCUGGUCACUGGAUUUCAAGCCCCAGACAAAUGUGCACCAUCUCCACUAUUUUAGGGAGUAUUCAUACCAUUUUACGGAAAGAGAUAUACGAGAUUUAUUCUGUAGCAAGAUUCCCAGCUGCGUUGAAAAUCAUUCUUGUUUUGUAUGAAGCGCUUACUUUAUGAAUGCAAAAUCCUCAGAGGACAUUUCUUUUUUUAUUCUUUCUCUUUGUUUUUCAUUUAUAAAUGUCGCUUAUGUCUGUUAUGUUGAAGCUUUAUUAUCAUUCUAGUGAUGUACUCUCUGUAUUUCGUGGAUGAACUUGCAACUCUCGUGAUUCUAGGCUCUAUGUCGUAUCUUUUCAAUGAAACAUCUUCCUUUCUAUAUAUUAUAUUCAAUGUUCUAUUGUAUCCUUUAAUAACCCUAGGGUAUCAAACAUUUGUCAGCAUUUGGGAUGGAAAAAUUGUAGAGAAAUGGAAUAUAUAUUAGAAGAUGUAUAUAAAUAAAUGGUCAUACAUGUAUUAACAAAUGUAAA
Messenger RNA from Strongylocentrotus purpuratus (purple sea urchin), 5336 nucleotides. RefSeq names its product V-type proton ATPase catalytic subunit A-like. The record is from RefSeq and is a predicted model, not a curated record. NCBI's taxonomy places the organism in Eukaryota, Metazoa, Echinodermata, Echinoidea, Camarodonta, Strongylocentrotidae. Gene Ontology annotation, molecular function: ATP binding; ATP hydrolysis activity; proton-transporting ATPase activity, rotational mechanism. The transcript is spliced from 14 exons. Gene Ontology annotation, biological process: proton transmembrane transport; ATP metabolic process. The coding region runs from base 152 to 1990 and encodes 612 amino acids. Gene Ontology annotation, cellular component: lysosomal membrane; proton-transporting V-type ATPase, V1 domain.